Molecule: messenger RNA, 426 nt
Organism: Ostertagia ostertagi
Lineage: Eukaryota; Metazoa; Nematoda; Chromadorea; Rhabditida; Trichostrongylidae
Source: the annotation of a GenBank genome assembly
AUGUCACCGGAUAUCCCUCACAUUUAUUGGAAGGAGUUGUAUUCGAGAGAUCACUCAUGGGAGAAGAUUCGAAGAAUAUUCAGCCAUGUUGUUGAUGGCAUUGAUGAAGAGUACGACUGGUACUUGAGAGCCGAUGACGAUGCAUAUGUGAUUGUCGAGAAUCUUCGAGAGUUUCUGUCCAAGUAUUCCAGUAAAGAAACCAUUACUUCGGCUACAGGUGGAACUUUUUCGUGGUACCCACACGGUUACGCUGACGGUGGAGUGUAUGUGCUUUCACGACCUGCCGUCGAAGUUUUCAACCGAAUCAUGAAGAACCCGAGGCUCUGCCCGGAACAUCACAGAGCAGAAGAAGAUCAAGAGAUGGGACGCUGUUUGGCGGCGGCUGGAAUAUACCCUGAAGAUACUCGAGAUGAAAAUGGAUCAGAC